CGAUUAGGUAGCGGCUGCAGUCGUGUAAGUAACGUGAUCGUAGCCACUUCGAUGCGCGGCGCCUUUUUUAAUGCUUUGACUUUGUGGAGUAUUUUUGCAUGAUUGCUUACCGGUACUAGAAGAUCUAGUUACAACAUGAUGGUGCGUCGACUAGUCGUGGGUUACUACAUCAAUAAGGAGAUCAUGGAUUUGUAGUUCAUCCGGGAAGAACAAUGCUACAGCUGACAUGAAUUUGCGCUGCCUGGUGGCAUUGUUGUUUACUGAUCUUACUUCUGAUUUCCUUUUGAAGAAAUCUCGUCUAACCUUGGACAUCAUUGACAGAAGAUAGCCAUAGCUAUAAAAUAGUAAUAGUAGCUGCAAGAAGUGCAAUCAACGAAAUCAACCAAGAACAUGUUCUUCUCCUUUGCUCCCCGUUAUGAUGUCGGUUGGGGGGACCGGCCUCCUGCGAAAGACAAAGACCCCCUGGUCGGGCCUGAUUGCGGACUUAUACGGAAGCAAAAUCGUGUGCGGCAUUUAGAAAACCUCAACCUGUUUCAGAAGAGCAAAGAACCCAUCGGAUUUGAUUUUCCAACAGAAAGAAGAACCAGCCUGAAACGAGCGUCUGCAACUGGGAGAUCGAGUGCGCGUUUUGCAGGUGUGGGAGGUUCUGGAACGAUAGGAGAUGGCUCAAAUGCUUUUGAUAUUGAGGGAGCACUGUUGGGACGGGCAGGGACUGAGAGUCUCGGAAGGACAGGGACUGAGAGUCCUCUGAUGCUAGCACCUAGUACUUCGGUCUCUCCUACUCGACGACCACACACCGCUAUUGUA
This is a messenger RNA of Amoebophrya sp. A25, 807 nucleotides long. The record is from the annotation of a GenBank genome assembly. NCBI's taxonomy places the organism in Eukaryota, Dinophyceae, Syndiniales, Amoebophryaceae.